This is a messenger RNA of Lachancea nothofagi CBS 11611, 2193 nucleotides long. NCBI's taxonomy places the organism in Eukaryota, Fungi, Ascomycota, Saccharomycetes, Saccharomycetales, Saccharomycetaceae. The record is from the annotation of a GenBank genome assembly.
AUGUCGAAAGCUGAAGACCCUCUGCAUAAAUUUGAGCAGCAGUUUCAGGCGUUUGUGAAAAAUAACCCAAAUGUGGCAUCAGCAGCUCACAGUGCUUCGCAGAUCCCAGAAUCGGCCAAAGCAGUGGUGGUCUUGUCGCCGCUGUCUUUAGAGCACCAGUUUUCGCGGCACUGGGUCUCAAAAUCGUACCGGAAAACCAUUGUAGAGCGUCCAGAGCGGCUACUGGCCUGCUCCAUGGGAAUUGGAGCUGCCAUAACUAUGUAUCCGGCACUUUUCACGCUCAAAUCCUCACAUACCCGGCAAACCUCACUACUUGCGGACCAUGUGCUGAAAGUUCAUGGUAAAGACUGGCCCCAGGAAUUGUUGAAGCUAUGCCAGAAUUCCACGAAGGCCUUAGAUAGAUGCCAGGUCGAAGUUCCGGAGUCCUGGAAUGUGGGUGACAUUUACUUGUCCCAGCAAACCAUUGACGCUGUUCAGGGUUCUAUUGGUGCAUUGGAAAUUGGUGUUGACUCCAUUUUUCACGGGCCUUCUGUCGAAGAGACGAGCAAUCGUGCCUUUGUGGCUUUGAGGCCUCCAGGCCACCAUUCGCACGCAUCAACCCCGUCAGGGUUUUGUUUAUUGAAUAACGCACACAUCGCCAUCGAAUACGCCGCGGACACCUACGGUGUGACGCAUGCGGUGGUUUUAGAUUUCGAUCUACACCAUGGCGAUGGCACUCAGGACAUUUGUUGGAAAAGAGCAGGCUUUAAACCUGAUGAAUGUGUCGAUCCAGACCCGAGCUACAAUGAAUUUGGCAAAAAGUUUGCAGAAUACCCCAAAGUGGGAUAUUUUUCGCUGCACGAUAUCAAUUCCUUCCCAUCAGAGCUUGGAUACGCUACUAAAGAUAAUAUUCGGAAUGCUGCUACUUGUAUUAUGGAUGCGCACGACGUGAACAUCUGGAAUGUUCAUUUACAGAGCUACGAUAGCGAAGAAGCUUUCACGAAGCUAUACCAAACCAAAUAUAGAACGAUUUUUGCGAAAGCCGAUGAGUUUUUCAGGACCGCGAAGCACACCAUGAAAGCACUCGGAAAGCCUUUCAAAGGUCUAGUGGUAAUCAGCGCUGGUUUUGAUGCAUCCGAGUAUGAACAGGCAUCGAUGCAAAGACACGGAGUAAAUGUUCCAACUUUCUUUUACAAUAUGUUCACCAAAGAUGCCUUGAAGCUGGCUCAAAUGCACUCUCAUGGUAAAGUUUUGUCUGUGAUGGAAGGAGGUUAUUCCGAUGGGGCCGUUGCAUCCGGAGUUUUUGCGCAUUUAAUAGGGCUACAAAACCAAAAUUGGAUCAAUGAAUGGGGAUCUGCCCAAGUUGUGAAAGAAAUUACCCGAGGGUGUAAACCAAAUUGGAAACCUUACAAAACAAAGCGAGCCCGGGAUGUGAUAAGAAUCUGGGCCGAGGAAGUUAUCAAACUGGGGCGCUCCAUGAUCCCCGAGUUUGAGCGAGUUCUGUUCCAGCCGGAAGAGGAAGAAACUAAGGUUAGCUCGGGAAAGCGAGUGACUAGAUCCGCGAAGGGAGCUGUGCCCGCGAUCCCGGAACCCAUCGCCGUGGUGAAAACACCUACAUCACUGCCUCGCAGCGAAACUCCGACGCCGAACGACAAACGCUACAUUACCAAACAAGAGAACUCGGAGUCCGAGCCUGUGCCGUUCGUGCAGCAAAAUCUGGGCAGUGGAGAUGAUGAAGACGAUGAAGACGACGACGACGACGACUACGAGUAUGAUGAGGAGCUCAAUAAGACAUUCAACCGUACGGUCGAAGAUAUUACAAUCGAUGAUAUUUCUAGACAUUUAGAGACUCUGGAUAUUGAACCAGUUCUGCCUGCAGCCACCUCUUUAUCAGGCACCUCCUCUUCUUCUUCUUCGUCGUCUUCGUCUUCUACGUCUACCAAAUCUCGAGGCACGGGCGGUGCUCCAGAUACGAGACCGCAUACACGGGCCACGACCCGCAACGAAUCUUCUGCUCCCACCGAGAACCGCCGGCCGCUGUCUGCGUCUGGAACCCAGAACUACAAGAUCCCGUCCGGUUCAACAACUCGCCAUCUACGAAACAGCCGGACCUCUCGUUUGAUGAACUUUGACGACAGCGACAUAUCCAUGAUCUCGCAUAUUUCUACAGCCAAGGGCCACCACACCACGCGAAGUGGGCAGACGAAGUGGUAG